Molecule: messenger RNA, 5915 nt
Organism: Falco peregrinus (peregrine falcon)
Lineage: Eukaryota; Metazoa; Chordata; Aves; Falconiformes; Falconidae
Gene: FGFR3
Product: fibroblast growth factor receptor 3
Exons: 18
Coding region: 175-2667 (830 amino acids)
Biological process (GO): positive regulation of kinase activity; positive regulation of MAPK cascade; positive regulation of cell population proliferation
Cellular component (GO): signaling receptor complex; membrane
Molecular function (GO): fibroblast growth factor binding; ATP binding; fibroblast growth factor receptor activity
Source: RefSeq, a predicted model, not a curated record
CCGCGCCCGCACCGCGCCGAGCAGACGCAGGAGCGCCGCGGCGGCGGCGGGCGGGCGGGCGGCGGCUCCUGCGGGCGAGCGCGCUCGCUCCCUCCAUGCGCGGUGCGCGGCCAGCCGCGGGGCUUGCGCAGCGCGGCGGCGGAGCGGUGAGCGGCGGCAGCAUGCGGCCGGGGGAUGUCUGAGGCGGGCGGUGCGGCGGCGGCCGCGCUGCCCCGGCGCCGCGCCGGAGGCAUGCGGGCGGCCUGGGGCUCCGUCUGGUGCCUGUGCCUGGCGGCGGCCGUCGGUGGGAUGCCGUCGGCGCGGCGGGGCGGCGGCGCGGCGGCGGAGAGGAGCGGCGGGCAGCCGGCAGAAUACUUGAGGAGCGAGACCGCCUUUCUGGAAGAGUUGGUGUUUGGAAGUGGAGAUACCAUUGAACUUUCUUGUAACACCCAAGGCUCUUCUGUGUCUGUUUUCUGGUUUAAAGAUGGUAUCGGGAUUGUACCUACCAACAGAACUCAUAUUGGACAAAAACUGUUGAAGAUAAUCAAUGUGUCAUAUGAUGACUCGGGGCUGUACAGUUGCAAGCCAAGGCAUUCCAAUGAGGUCCUGGGAAACUUUACAGUCAGAGUUACAGAUUCCCCUUCGUCUGGUGAUGAUGAAGAUGAUGACGAUGAGUCAGAAGACACAGGUGUUCCCUUCUGGACCCGGCCAGAUAAGAUGGAGAAGAAGCUGCUGGCAGUUCCUGCUGCCAACACUGUUCGCUUCCGAUGUCCUGCGGGUGGAAACCCAACUCCUUCCAUCUACUGGCUGAAAAAUGGCAAGGAGUUCAAAGGAGAGCAUAGGAUUGGGGGCAUCAAGUUGCGACACCAGCAGUGGAGCUUGGUGAUGGAGAGUGUCGUGCCAUCAGAUCGAGGAAAUUACACCUGUGUUGUGGAGAACAAAUAUGGAAACAUUAGGCACACAUACCAGCUUGACGUUUUAGAAAGGUCACCCCACCGACCAAUCCUGCAGGCAGGGCUCCCUGCCAACCAGACCGUGGUGGUAGGGAGCAAUGUGGAGUUUCAUUGCAAGGUCUACAGUGAUGCCCAGCCUCACAUCCAGUGGCUGAAACACGUGGAAGUCAACGGCAGCAAAUACGGACCCGAUGGGACGCCCUAUGUCACGGUGCUGAAGUCUUGGAUCAGUAAAAACGCUGAAGCCGAUGCUAACCUAAAUCUGUUCAAUGUGACAGAACAAGAUGAAGGAGAAUAUCUGUGUAGAGCCAACAAUUUCGUAGGCAUAGCCGAAAAACCCUUUUGGCUCCACAUUCGCAAACCAAAACCAGCGGAGGAGCUCAUGGAAAUGGAUGAUUCAGGCUCAGUGUACACUGGCAUUCUCAGUUACGGCACUGGCUUUGGUCUCUUCGUUGUGGUGCUGAUCAGUGUGACUAUCUACAAGAUGAAAAUGCCAAACAAAAAAGCCAUGAACACCCCCACUGUACAGAAAGUCUCCAAAUUUCCACUCAAGAGACAGCAGGUGUCGUUGGAGUCCAACUCUUCCAUGAAUUCCAACACGCCCCUGGUCCGGAUUACACGUCUCUCUUCCAGCGAUGGGCCGAUGCUGGCCAAUGUCUCUGAGCUGGAACUGCCUCCGGAUCCCAAGUGGGAAUUGGCACGCUCUCGCCUGACCUUGGGAAAACCGCUCGGUGAGGGGUGUUUUGGCCAAGUGGUGAUGGCAGAAGCGAUUGGGAUUGAUAAGGACAAGCCAAACAAAGCCAUCACGGUUGCUGUCAAGAUGUUAAAAGAUGAUGCCACAGACAAGGACCUUUCUGAUCUGGUCUCUGAGAUGGAAAUGAUGAAAAUGAUUGGGAAGCAUAAAAACAUUAUUAACCUCCUUGGUGCCUGCACACAGGAUGGACCACUCUACGUGUUGGUGGAAUAUGCAUCAAAGGGGAAUUUGCGGGAAUACCUCAGGGCACGUCGCCCACCUGGCAUGGACUAUUCCUUCGACACCUGCAAGCUGCCUGAAGAGCAGCUGACAUUUAAAGACCUGGUUUCCUGCGCCUACCAGGUGGCCCGGGGCAUGGAGUACUUGGCAUCUCAGAAGUGCAUUCAUCGCGACUUGGCAGCCAGGAACGUGUUAGUCACUGAAGACAAUGUGAUGAAAAUUGCUGAUUUUGGCCUCGCUAGAGACGUUCACAACAUCGACUAUUACAAGAAAACCACCAAUGGUCGGCUGCCUGUGAAAUGGAUGGCUCCAGAAGCCUUGUUUGACCGGGUCUAUACUCACCAAAGCGAUGUCUGGUCUUUUGGAGUGCUACUAUGGGAGAUCUUCACUUUGGGAGGGUCUCCGUACCCAGGAAUUCCUGUUGAGGAACUCUUCAAACUCUUGAAGGAAGGCCACCGGAUGGACAAACCUGCAAACUGCACCCAUGAUUUGUACAUGAUCAUGCGGGAGUGCUGGCACGCCGUCCCCUCACAACGGCCCACCUUCAAGCAGCUGGUGGAAGACCUGGACAGGGUCCUCACUGUGACAUCCACUGAUGAGUACCUGGACCUCUCAGUGCCCUUUGAGCAGUACUCACCAGCUGGCCAGGACACCCACAGCACCUGCUCCUCGGGGGAUGACUCCGUUUUUGCACAUGACCUGCUGCCUGACGAGCCCUGCCUGCCCAAGCACCCCCCGUGCAAUGGCGUUAUCCGGACGUGAGGACCCCCCAGGCGGACAGGUGGACAGAUGGAUGGAUGGACAGACAGGCAGCAUGCCCAUGGAGGUGCGAAUGUGGGGCGCCGAGGAUGAAACCGUAGUGAAGGAUCUUCCAGUGGAACUGUGUGGUGGUGCCUGGAGAUUUGUGUUGUUGUCAAGCUGUUCAGGGUAAAAAAAAAACCCACAAACCAACAAUUUUUUUUUUUUUUUCUCUCAUUUGCUGUAUAAAAAGUCAAGAAGCACUGUUUGGCCUGAAGGAACUAAUCUCUUGCCAAGAUGAUCUAUCAUCUAUGACUUUUUUUUGGUUUAUUUUUCAUUUUGGGUUGGGGUUUUUUUUUGGUUUGUUUUUUUUUUACUAAGCAGAAUGUUGAACCUGGGGGAUGCUGACCUCCCAGCUCCGUGCUUGCAUUUCGAGUGCCAGAGUAGCCGUUCUGUGCCUGCAAUACGAAGAAGACAAAAAAAAAUAAUCUUCCUUUUUUUAAAAAAAAACAAAAAACACAAACAAGAAAAGUGUAAAGAAUGUAGAAAUUCUUUGCUUAUGCAAUCUGUAUAUGAACCUUUUUGGUGGAGCUGAAAAGCCACGUUGCCUGCAGGGAUUCAUAUAUUUAUAAAAAUAUCUAUAUUUUUGUUGUCGUCGUUUUUAUAGCUUCAUGAUCACACUACCCAGCUACACAGAAGGAAUCCUUUUUGGAAGAAGAAUUAAAAAUCAAGUAAAAUGCAAAUCGUGAUGGAGAAAUGAAAAAAAAAAAAAUAAAAAAGAGUCGAUCAAGUCAUCUGAAAGGGCAGUGCUUUGGCCAGGCUUGGCAGCCACCAGCCCUUGCGCUGGGCUGGGAGCGAUGGGGCCGUGCCAAGAUAGGAGCAGACCCUGGGGCAGGCAGAGACCCAGUGGUGGCCAUGGGGGUUCCCAGGUAGGAGAGCAUCACCCAUCUGAGACUGGUGGGGAACCUGGCUCCUGGGUGCCCACACGACAACUCAAGCCACAUCCUGACCUUUGGGAACAGCCAUUUUGUGGGGAAAAAAAAAUAAUCUCACUUUUGGGGGUUUGCUUGUUUUUGCUUGCAAAGUGUUUUGUGGGAGGGAAGCAGCUCCCCCAUCCACCCCUCGAUGCCAGCGGGUUGGCUCCAUCUACAUGCAGUGACUCGGAGAAAGAAGUUACGGGUACCUGUAGGCAAGAGCCUUUAACUUAUAUCAAAAAGGUUUAUUCCAGAGAAUCUGUGUAUAUAUCUAUAAAUAUAUCCUGUAUAUAUAUAUAUAAAUAUAUAUAUAUAUAUAAAAAAUUAAAUAUAUUAAAAAAAAAGAAUGUAUAAUACUAAUGCAACAUGAAGCAGUACUGAGAGAGAGUCUCAAAAUACGAGCAUUGCAAUCUAGGAUAUACUGAUCUGGGCAAAAGAAAAGAUUGUUUGUUUGUUUUAUAUCUUCACAGUUUUGUUUUAAAAAUUGUACCUUAACAUGUAUAUUUGUAAAGUUAUUUAUAGACAUUAACAUAUCUGUUCAUCGGUUUAAAUAGCGUAGUAGCGUUACUGUAAACUUUAAAUUUCACCGAGCUUAAGGGUGUUUUUUUUAACUUAUUAAAAAAUGGAGAAAAAAUAUAUAUUAAUCAAGUUCUUCUUUUGUGUUUAUGGGAAAUACUGAAAGAAUGUAUAGAUGUACAGUCCUUUAACAAAUUACAUUUAAUGUUAUAAAUAUAUAUAUAUGUAUAUAUAUGUGUGUAUAUAUAUAUGUGUGUGUGUGUGUGUGUGUGUAUGUAUGUACGUAUUCAGUUAAAAAAAUAUUAGUUUAUCCUGGAUUGCAGUAAGAAAAGGUAAGUUUAUUUUUCAGUACAUCAGUGGUUAAAACCAAACAAAUAGCAGCAGAAAGAUGAUUUUUACAUAUUUCAGAAAAUCAGGGCCAAGAAUUCUUCCAUCAGUUUAACCACUGUGCAUUAAGGGGGCGUGGGUGUUUAUUUUUCUAUUUUCAAAUGAAGGUAUUCUUUGUGGUCGAUUUAAUAACAAGUAUGCAGCAAAGUGAAAUGUUGACUUUGGGUGAUGUGGGGUAAUUUUUUUUUCCCCUUUGCCAGUACUGUUGUAUUUUGGGCUUCAGAAAUGCCAUGUGAGCUAACUAGCAAGAAGAGUGACACUGUUUGCAGGAGAGGUGCAACGACUGCGUAUUUCUCUUGCAUCUAACACAUUGGAAAAUGCCAGUGAUGCCUGAUUUUCUGUGUUUAAAAUGCUGUGCUGUUCCUCGAUGUCAGAUAGCUGUUUAAAAGCACACGAGUGAACCAGGGACCUUUAGCAUGGAUCAAGCUGACCGGGGAAGCAGGGGUUUGGACUGGGGGCUUUUUGUGGGUGGGAUUUUUUUGUCCAGAAGACUUUAUCUGCUGCCAUGAAGAGGCAAGGCAAAUUGCAUCCUGAAUUCUUUCUUUCCAUUUUUCUCUGAUGCAUAUUACAUAUCAAUGUUUCAGAAUAACAGGAUGACAGCAUCUCAUUUUAAGAUAUAUUUUUUUUUCCUUCUUAGAGCCACAAAAUCCUAAAAUAAAUAAUUUAUAGUUUGAGAUUACUUCAGUGGAAGUUUGAGAAGGUAGAUUUCUAUAGAUUUUUGUUUUGUUUUGUUGGAAUAAAAAAAGAAUUUUUUGGUAUUUUCUUACAAAUGUCUGCUAAUUGUGUACAUUCCAAGUACUCGAAGCAUUGAGUUUUCCUGUACUGAAAAAAGAAAAUGUACAAAACUGUGCAUGAUUUGAAAUGUUACUAGAUAUUAUAAAUAUAUAUAUAAUUUAUUGAGUUUUUACAAGAUGUAUCUGUUGUAGACUUGUUGACUUUAACAUUUCUUAUUCAAUGCUUAUAUAGUUUUAUAGCCUGGACUAUUAUCUUUAAAAGCUUAAAAAAAUUUAAAAUUCCAAUUUUGUUACAUUUUAUACUGUUGAUGUUACAAUCCACAGGUUUGCAUAGCGUGAUUUUUUCAAUGAGCAACUGUUCAGUUUAUUUUAAUACUGUAUUUCUGUGCCUGACAGCUGCAGCUGUCCAAGGUGUGAGAUGAACACUAAAUAAAACUAUUCUGCUUUUUUGUUAACAUGGAAAACUUACUUUAAAAAAAUAAUAAACAAAUUGUUAAAUUUUGGGGUUUAUUCCCAGUUGUGAGGGUCCUUUACAAAACCAAGUCUUCUAGGCUUUCGGAUUUGUAGUGCCAGGAGGGUUCUUUUUUUACAGCGCUGCUGUGUGAGUCCUGGCCAGCACAGGUUUUAUAUUCAUAAUAAAUAUAUAAUAAUUUUUGUUUAA